ACCUGCUGCUCAAGCCUGCGUCUCUUCCACACUCCUUCCAUCUCCCUCGCUCUCUCCCCCUCUGUUUUUUUUUUUUUUUAAUUCUCUUUCUCUUUCUUUCUUCUUUUUGUAUAAAUCACACAUUUCGUCUUCUUCAUCUUCUUUUUCUUCUCACCUCUAACCCUUGACCUACUUUUCUAUUUUACGUUCCUGUUAUAUUUCUCUGUUUUUGUGAAUGGUAUUGUAGAGUUUCAGAGUCUUCAGCCUCUGAAAGAAGCUGUACAGUGAAGCUAAUUUCAGGUAUUUCCUGUUUCAUUUCUUCUAGGAAACUCUGAAUCUGCACCUUUCUGCAAUUGAUUUGCCAGCUACGUUCUUAGAUCUGCAGCUUUGUUCUUAUCCUCGGUCUUGUUGAUAGCCGAAAUCAAGGAAGAAUAUGAACCCUUGCGUGAUCCAGCAGCAAAAAGUCGUCGCAUCCUGUGAAGAAAUGAGCAGCAGACACCCUGUGGUUUGUCCCAAACCGCGCCGCCUUGGCCUCUUAAACGUCGUAGUGAACGACCACCCUGCCAGGCCCUUCCGGUGGCAUCUCAGUUGCCAGGCAGAUAUAGUUGAUUCAAAAUCUGUGAGUGAUCCAUUGGACCUCAUCCUGACCAAGGGUGGUUGUGGUAUAGAACAACCGUGUGCACAGGUAGCUUCGUCGCCCCCCUUUUUUUGCGGGUCACCGCCGAGCAGAGUAGCUAACCCAUUGAUCCAAGAUGCUCGAUUCGGGGAUGAGAAGAUCUCCCCGCUCUCACCAUCAUCCAGGGUUCCUACCCCAUCUGGGCUCUCAUCGCCUCCCUCAUCUUCCACAAGGAAAGGAGGCUGUGUUCGCUCCAACUUCGGAAGCAAUCCUGCUGUGAGAAUCGAGGGGUUCGAUUGCCUCGACAGGGAUCGGCGGAAUUGCAGCAUCCCUGCUCUGGCCUAGAUUGAAUCCAAUCCACAUAUUGAGAAUAAAUAUCAAUGUAGAACAAGAGAAAGCUUUAGCAGUAGUCACUACUAGUAACCACACAAAAACUUCGUUAACCGGGAGAGGAAUUUUGGAAGCGCAGAAGAGUGAAAGGAAAACUAUCUUUUGCCUAUUGUAAAUAUGUUUAGAAAGAAGUGUCUGUAAAUGUCAUGGAUGUUGUGUCUUGUAGGUAUUAUUAUCCUUUGUAAGGCCACGUAGUCUGGUCAAGGAAGAAGGUCGAGAGGGGAUUAACCCUCUUAGUCUGGGUCUAGUGACAUCUAGUAAUGUGUACGGCGUACUAUCUUCUUCAUUGUAAUUACACGUCUUUGAGGAUAGGAGCUGAUAGACUUUUCAUUUUGAUCUGUUUUCUCUGGGUCACUUGAAAUGUAGUUAAGCGCCUCAGGAAGGAAAAAAUCUGUGCAAAAGAUGGUUUAUUUGAGUCCUUCAAGUUACUUGGUCUGUCUUUUGCAAUGUGAACGUAAAGUUUGUGUGAAGAAGAGAUCUUAUUCUGUUGGCA
Molecule: messenger RNA, 1478 nt
Organism: Prosopis cineraria
Lineage: Eukaryota; Viridiplantae; Streptophyta; Magnoliopsida; Fabales; Fabaceae
Exons: 4
Coding region: 413-940 (175 amino acids)
Source: RefSeq, a predicted model, not a curated record